This is a messenger RNA of Syngnathus acus (greater pipefish), 3633 nucleotides long. It is a transcript of the gene tnk2a, whose product is annotated as tyrosine kinase, non-receptor, 2a. Lineage: Eukaryota; Metazoa; Chordata; Actinopteri; Syngnathiformes; Syngnathidae. The coding region runs from base 357 to 3437 and encodes 1026 amino acids. Gene Ontology annotation, biological process: protein phosphorylation. The transcript has 22 exons. The record is from RefSeq and is a predicted model, not a curated record. Gene Ontology annotation, molecular function: protein tyrosine kinase activity; ATP binding; protein binding.
UCAAUGUGGUGCUCAGACUCUGAGCUUUGCGAAGGGCGGCGAUGCACGGCUCUUGCCACGGCGGAAGAACGCGACAACGGUCCCGUUAAAUCUCUACCCAUUUGCCGAUUUACCAACACGUCCUGCUCGAGAUAAGCCGUCCGACAAGACAAACCACGACGUCGAGUGGUCUUCAAGCCCACCACCACUGGUCGGUGUGCUCUGUUUUAGUCCACGAAUCAGCAAAAUGAGAAAAAUAAUGAUAAACUCAACGUGAUCGUCGCGAUGUGUUUUUCUAGUUACAAUUGGAGGCUGGCGUCUCACCUGCUUCCACGCUGACCUGCAAAGACUCCUAUUCCAGUUUUGAUCCAGUUCGAAUGCAUCAACAGCCCGUGUGCAAGGUGGAUGCCGGCAUCUUGACACUAGAAGUCUUGUGGCAGAUGGGGGACGGCUACAUGUACCGGAGACUCCCCUACGCCAGGGGAGGAGAGGCGGCCGACGAGGAGGACUCGGAGGGGAGAGCCGGGAUGCCGGAGAAUGCCGGGAGACAAAUGAUGCAGGGAGAGGAGGGCACGGAGUGGCUUCUGGAGCUUCUGAUGGACGUGCAGCUGCAGCAGUACUUCCUGCGCAUUCGCGACGAACUCAACGUGACGCGGCUGUCGCACUUUGACUAUGUCAAGAACGAAGACCUGGAGAAGAUCGGCAUGGGCCGACCCGGUCAGAGGAGGCUGUGGGAGGCCGUCAAGAGGAGGCGAGCGCUGUACAAACGCAAAUCCUGGAUGAGCAAGGUGUUUCCCGUCAAGCGUCCUGACGCCGAGCCACAGCCGGCCCCUUCGCUCGGGGCGACGGCAUCCGGUGGCUCCUCGUCCGCUGCCGGGGAGUCGGCAGCCUCGCUCACCUGCCUGAUCCGAGAGGCGGAGCUGCAGCUGUUAGAGCGUCUCGGCGACGGCACCUUUGGAGUGGUGCGCCGUGGCGAAUGGAGCGCCCCCGACGGUCGAGCGCUGUCCGUGGCGGUGAAGUGUCUGAAGGCCGGCGUCCUGGAGUCAGACGGGCUGGACGACUUCAUCCGAGAGGUGAACGCCAUGCACUCCCUCAGCCACCAGAACCUCAUCCGCCUCUACGGGAUCGUCCUGACGCAGCCCAUGAAGAUGGUGACGGAGCUGGCUCCUUUGGGUUCCCUGUUGGACCGGCUGAGGAAGCGUCAGGGUCACAUUCUCAUCUCGUCGCUCUGUAACUACGCCGUGCAGGUGGCGUGCGGCAUGGCCUACCUGGAGCGGCGCCGCUUCCUCCACCGCGACCUGGCGGCCCGCAACGUGCUGCUGUCCACCAACGAGACGGUGAAGAUCGGCGAUUUUGGCCUGAUGAGGGCGCUGCCGUCCCACUCCGACCACUACGUCAUGGAGGAGGGCCACAAAGUCCCUUUCCCAUGGUGCGCUCCGGAGUCGUUGAAGACUCGCACCUUCUCGCACGCGUCCGACACCUGGAUGUUCGGGGUCACCCUGUGGGAGAUGUUCACCCACGGGCAGGAGCCGUGGCCGGGCCUGAACGGGAGUCAGAUCCUCCACAAGGUGGACGUGGAGGCAGAGCGGCUGUGCAAGCCGGCCGACUGUCCGCAGGACAUCUACAACGUCAUGCUGCAGUGCUGGAGCCCCAAACCCGAGGAGCGGCCCACCUUCGCCGCCCUCACGGACUUCCUGAUGGAGAGCACGCCCGCCGAAAUGAGGGCCCUGCAGGACUCUGCCGAGGACAACAAGCUGCACAUUCAGCUGAAUGAUGUCAUCACCAUAAUCGAGGGAAGGGCUGAGCACUACUGGUGGCGCGGUCAGAACCGGCGGACGCUGCGAGUGGGCCCGUUCCCUCGCCACGUGGUGACAGCGCUGACUGGCCUGUCGGCAGAAGACAUCAGCAAACCGCUAAAGCACUCCUUCAUCCACACGGGGCACGGAGACACGGACCCGCACAGGAGCUGGGGCCACGCUGACCGCAUCGACAGUCUCUAUUUGGGGAACCCCAUGAAGCCCCCCGACGUCCUCGGAAUGGACCCCUGCAUCUCGAGACCGACCAAACUCCCGAACCGGACCAAGAAGCAAGCCCCGCCUCGUCCUCCUCAGCCUGCGGUCCUGCUCAAGAAGCCUUUUUACGACUCAGUGAUGGAGGACUACGACGACGACGAGCAAGGCGCCCGGCCCGGCCCCGAGAGGCGGAGUCUGUCGCUGGGCCUGAAGCUGCGCCGACCCAACUCUGGCGAGGUGUCGCUCAUCGACUUCACCGACGACAGCUUCAGCUCCGCGACCACGCCCUCACCGCUCACUGAGACCUUGGACCAGGACACGCUUAAGGACACCCCGUCCAUCCUGGACUGGCCCCUCCCGCAGCCGGCCUACGAUGAGGUGGCACCAGAUCUGCGGGACCAAUCCGAGGACCAGGAGGUGCGCUCCAUCAACAAGGUGGUGGUGGAGGAGCCCCCAGUCACUCCCGCCGAGACCGUCGCGUUGGGCCGGAACGAGUCGCAGUCGGCCGACCUUUUCCAGGAACUCCAGCGAGAGGUGAUGGUGAAGCUCCAGGUUCCCAUGACGACGGGCCGCUCCCUCCCCUCCUCGCCGCUCCCCCUGCCGUUGGCGCCUCAGCGGCAGAUCGGCCCGCCGCUACCUUCCGAGGAGCGGCCCAUUCUCCCGCCCCGCAGCCCGGCAUCCCUGCUACGCCCCUCGGUGGGGGCGGCCCACCCACGCCGCGGCUCCAUCUCGCUGGAGUUGGAAAACACCCCCCCCCAGCUGCCGCCGCGGGAGCGAACCCUCUCCCAACCGGGCUCUCGUUCGUCUUCGCCGCUCACCCUCGCACCGCCGCUGCCGUCCCAGUCGCCCGCGGCGCUUCCGCCACCCCCGCUCUCAGUGUCCCCUCGCCGGGCCUCGGGCCUCCUUGGUCCUCUCCUGUCCUCUUCCUCGCCUCCUAGAGUAACGUCUUUGUACUCGUCUGGCUCCUCUUUGGACCCCCUGACUUCACGCGAAGUUCGCGGAACUUCUGCUGCCAUCGACGGUUCGCAGAGCUCCGCCCGUGCCCCGUUGCCGGAGCGACCGGCUCUACUGGAGAGAUACGGCGCUGCAAACAUGGCUGCGGUCAAACCCAUGAUUCAGCAUCCUGCCAGAGCCAAGCCCAACUCCUCCUACAACAACAACAACAACGGCCGACUGCCGGCUGACCCCGCGCGACAUGAGCUGAGCGUCGCGCAGAUCCAAGAAGCCGUCCACGGCGUCACACUGGACGAGUGUCACGCUGCCCUGCAAGCUCACCACGGGGAAGUCCGGCAAGCCAUCAACCAUUUGAAGGUGGAGCAGCUGUUUGGCGUUGGCCUGCGCUCCCGACGCGAGUGCGAGGUGCUCCUGCGGCGCUGCAUGUGGAACCUGGAAGAGGCCAGCUCGCUCAUGCUGGACACGUACGGACCACACGGCAACAGGAAGUGACAGCUGGAGAUGACGACGAUGCUUCACCCACUCAAGGACCAGCGAAUGUUCAUCUUGUUGUACUGUUGCUAACUGCUUGCACCAACUGUCGCCGCAUUAUUCCACAGCGGGACUGCUUAUUUAUUUUCAUUCACUUCACAUGACUCUUACAACUGUUCCAUUCAACCAAGAAUGAAAUAAAAGUGAUGUGAAAGAA